CCCCCCCCUUUGUCUGCAGGCGGAAACAGCUGAGACUGGCAUAUUGGAAAUGUCCGUCCGGGAGCCCCCCCCUGCCAGUCUGGGGUCCUGGGGGCUCCUGCUCCUGAGCCUUCUUCUUGCCCAGCUUGCUUGCCAGGCUUGCCCCGUCCCCUGUGAGUGUUCAGAACCAGCCCGGACUGUCAAGUGUGUUCUGAAGGAGCUGAGCGCUGUUCCGGCUGAGAUCCCCAGAUACACCCGCAACCUCUUCAUCACCGGCAACCAGAUCACUCGCAUCAACAGCCAGGACUUCCGGGGGCUGCCCAACCUUGUCACCCUCUCCCUGGCCAGCAACAGGAUCAGCAGUGUGGCGUCGCAAGCCUUCUCUGCCCUUCCCAGCCUGCGUUACCUGGACUUGAGCAAUAACUGCCUGGUUACCAUCCACCCCGAUGCUUUCAGCUCCAGGAACAACUCCAUCCGGGAGCUGAACCUGAGUCGCUCCCUCUACAACUCCUCUGCCAUCUUGCCCAUGCCGUGGGGCAUGUUCUCCAGCCUCUCCAGCCUCCAGCACCUGGACUUGAGGAACAACUCCCUGGCAGCUGCACCUCCGCCUCUUCCUGAGGGACAAUGGGGCAUGUUCUCCAGCCUCUCCAGCCUCCAGCACCUGGACUUGAGGAACAACUCCCUGGUGGACAUCAAGAACGCCACCUUUGCUGGCCUUGACCUUGAGCACCUGGAUUUGACCUUGAAUGCCCUCAAGACCCUGCGGGUGGAGGCGCUGGCCGAGCUGGGGAGGCAGCUGCACCUCCGCCUCUUCCUGAGGGACAACCCUUUCCUGUGCAACUGCGACAUCGAGGACCUGGUGAGCUGGCUGAAUCAGAGCCAGCAGGUGGCCGACGUGGAGAAGCUGGCCUGUGUCUUCCCCCAGGAUCUCCAGAACACGUCCCUGCUGGACCUGGCUGGGGUCGAGCUGGGCUGCCACUCCAGCCAGCACAGCAAGAACGCUCUGCAGACCUCGUACGUCUUCCUGGGCGUCGUCCUGGGCGUCAUCGGCGUGGUCUUCCUCUUCGUGCUCUACCUGAACCGCAAGGGAGCCUGCCGCAACUUCAUGGAGGAGUAUCGCUAUCGCUACGAGAUCGACUCUGACCCCCGUAUCACCCAGGUCUCCACCUUGGACAUCUGACCGCGUUCCUCCUGGGAGCCGACGCAAGGCUCUCCGGGUGGCUUUGUGAGCUUCCAGGGGUGGCCGGGGGCUGCUCAUCUCCAGAACCAAUUCACCUGCUUGGGGACCAGCUGUCGCGCUCCUUGUAAUGGACCUGGGACUUUUUUUAUUGAGGGACCCGGCUGCGGGGGAGAUGCAGCUGCCCCCUGCACAGUCGGUCUCUUGCACCGUGUUAGCGGCCCGAGGGGUCCUCUGGCAGAGGGUCUUGGCCUUGGCCAGAUCUUUGUGGACAUUGUAAAGGGGAUUUCUGCCUCCCUUUGGUUUUAAGCUUCCAUUCAGGCAUUGUGGGGGUAGGAGGCUCUACCCAAUGCAGGGAGUUGCUAUCCUGGGAACACAAGAACUAGACCCACCCACUGGCUCUGUUAGCUUAGCACCCCCACUCCUCCAGCAUCAAUGCAAACCCGCGAUAUAACGCAAUAAUUAACCUCCGGGCUACGGGACGAUGAUCAGCCUUCACCCAACAGCAUGUGGAUGGGGUCAGCUGAGCUUGGAGGCCGAUGCUGCCAGAGGAAGGUGAAAAGCCAGGGCUGUGUCUGGAGUGCCCGCUAGGGGGCCCCAAGCCAGCAGUGGUGGGACAGCUGGGAUUUCACAAGCAUCCUUGGAGGAAAGGCUGGUGUGACGGACUGGGGCGGAGUUGUUCAUGACUGGCAGCUUUCUGAGAUGAUGACUGAACGCUGGGCGUGCCAGGGAAUCUCUCUCAGGCAUCCUGCAGCUGGGCCAGGAGGCAAUCCCUGGGUAGAGGGGAAAUUUGACAUGGGCGGGGGGUUGGGGGGCUCUUUAGGGGUUUUAUUACUGUAAAUAUUGUAAAGCAGGGGAAUGAAUGGACAGUGGGGGAGGGGGGAUUUUGGUUUUCUCAAUGCACUGAGCUCACAGAGUAACCGGCCCAGCUGACAAAUUCCUGUUACGAACUGAGCCCCCUUGUCAAUGCUAGGGCGGCCUUGCUGCACUCAGGGGCAACGCCCAAUUGACUUAGGAGCCUAAUCGCACUUUCAGAAGGGAUUUAGGCACUCAGGAGUCCCCCUCCGUUGAUUAUCAAAGGCCUUUGACUCACGUGCCUAACAGGCAGCUUGGCGCCAGGUGCUGAGUGCAGCAAAGCCUCGAUAGCUGGCAGGUCUGGGACAGUCCCUGCAAAACGCUGCCCCCGAGACCUCUCCCCCGCCUCUCCGGUGCCCGUUUGGGUGUCAGUGCUCCUGCUGUAUGUGCUGACCUGAACUGGCUGGGGGCUGGCUGCCCCCUGGGGCGGGGGAGAACCGGCUCCGAUCUGGUUUUAUUGCCCAAUUCUGACCAAUAAACGAGUUCUCAAACCAU
Molecule: messenger RNA, 2506 nt
Organism: Pelodiscus sinensis (Chinese soft-shelled turtle)
Lineage: Eukaryota; Metazoa; Chordata; Testudines; Trionychidae
Source: RefSeq, a predicted model, not a curated record